AUGAAAAAAAUGACUUAAACAAGAAAAAAGAGACCAUAGAAAUAUAAUGUUGUGGAUGACCAUAAAAGACAACAAAUAGUGGAAAAAAUAUUUCAGGAAAAGAUGAAAAUUAAAGAAGUAAUGUUAUAGAACACUAUUUAGGUUGCUUAAUUAUUUUAAAUUCCACUAUCGACUGUCAAAGCAGUAAAAUCAGUUUAUCUAAAGGAAGGAAGAAUUUAAAAGAAAGCAAAGAGGAACCGUUCCAAAAAGGUUAUAACAACAAUUAUUGUUGCACUUAUUGACAAGUAAGUUAACUUUGUAGCAUCAUGACUUACAGAAACAAGAUCCCCACAGAUGUGAAUGAGAUCUAAAAAUAUACUAAAGUGUUAUUUGGCCAUACAAAUUAAAAUGGGAAUGUGACUGAGUAGUGCAUGAAAUAAGGGAUAGAUUUACUUAUGUAGAUGUUGACCUAAAUUCGAAAGAACUAACCAUCCAUUGGUAAACAUUCCGCUAUGCUAUCAAAGUUAUUGAAGAAUUAUUAAUAAUAAUGUUAAUCAUUUGAUUGA
Paramecium pentaurelia is the source of this 545-nucleotide messenger RNA. The record is from the annotation of a GenBank genome assembly. Lineage: Eukaryota; Ciliophora; Oligohymenophorea; Peniculida; Parameciidae.